This is a messenger RNA of Raphanus sativus (radish), 1240 nucleotides long. RefSeq names its product serine/arginine-rich SC35-like splicing factor SCL30. Lineage: Eukaryota; Viridiplantae; Streptophyta; Magnoliopsida; Brassicales; Brassicaceae. The transcript is spliced from 8 exons. The record is from RefSeq and is a predicted model, not a curated record. Gene Ontology annotation, molecular function: RNA binding. Bases 154 to 999 code for a protein of 281 amino acids.
CCCGAUUUAAAGAUGGGCCUAACCUCAAAUUAACAGAAGAAGUCACCUACUCUUGUCUCUCUCUCUCUCUCCUCUUGUCUCUCUGUAAAGAGAAGAGCUUUAGGGGUUCACUUCAGAUCUGUCCGUCUUCUCAAUUACUCCGUCGUCGCAGUGAUGAGUAGGAGAUACAGUCCGCCUUAUUACAGUCCUCCGAGGAGAGGAUACGGUGGUCGUGGCAGAAGCCCUCCUCCUCCUCCGCGACGUGGAUACGGUGGUGGUGGUGGUGGUGGUGGACGUAAGGGAUCUAGCCAUGGAAGUCUCUUGGUUCGAAACAUUCCUCUCGAUUGCAGACCAGAAGAGCUUCGUGUUCCCUUUGAGAGGUUUGGUCCUGUGAGGGAUGUCUAUAUCCCCAGAGACUAUUACUCAGGGGAACCUCGGGGGUUUGCUUUUGUGGAGUUUGUCGAUGCAUAUGAUGCUGGGGAGGCUCAAAGAAGCAUGAACAGAAGAGUAUUUGGUGGAAGAGAGAUAACCGUGGUUGUUGCUUCAGAGUCCAGGAAAAGACCUGAGGAGAUGCGUGUGAAGACUAGGACUCGUAGCAGGGAACCUUCUGGCUCUAGAGGUCGUUCUCAUGGACGGUCUCGUUCACGUUCAAUCUCUAGAUCACGCUCUCCCCGUCGUCCAUCGGAUUCUAGAAGCAGACGCCGAUCAAGGUCUUACUCACCUGCACCUAGAAGAAGAGGAGCAGACUAUUCAGCAUCGCCAAGGAGAAGACAAGAGGAACGUCCACGAUCACCAUUAAGAAGUCCUCCUCGAGGAGAAGGAGAUGCAAAAUACAGUCGCAGGUCUUAUUCCCCUGGCUAUGAAGGUGCUGCUGCUGCUGAAGACCGAGACACAAAUGGAGACAAUGAGACUAGAGAGAAACCGGACUAUGAACCAGAGGAAAGGCGUCGUGGUGGAAGAGAGGUUUCAAGGUCUCCAUCAGGAUCCAGGUCCAGAUCUGUGGAAGCGUCUCCAAGAUGAAACUUGUGUUGAAGAAAGAUUCUCUUUCUCAGAACAAAACUUUGUGCAACUCUCGCUCUAUGGUGUUUCUUUGUUUCUAUAGUAGUGAACUCUCUGUGUGCUCAAGAAACUCCUUUACUCUGGCUUGUUAAAAAGAUUCAUCUCGUCAUGUGAUGAUUUUUAAUAUCAUUCUCAGUUUGUUUUUUUUCUUUUUUAAUAUUUGUAUGAAGUCUUAUAUUCCUAUGAAUCUCCAUUUGAUGAA